CAAAAAAGCGAGAUUAAUUGUAUUGUAUUGUAUUGCUAUCUAUGUUCGUCUACUGGUAGCGACGACUAUAAUGAAAAUCAAAUUUCCUGAAAAAUAUAUUGGACCGAGGAAGUACUAUCUGUAUCUUCUCUAUAUAUUAUAUUAAUUUUCCAGGGCCCCACGCAGACGCAUAGUGUUUCGAUAUCGAAUAUGUACCAAGUAGGAUGGUCUACCCUUCCCCGUCGUCGUGUGCUCAUGCACCAAGAAGCGCAACAUUAUUAGUUACGCAUCACGAUCACCAACUCCAACUCCGUUCAAAUCAACGAAGCCUUGAAUUUACGUAGACUGUCUUGAUUUUUACAAGGUAUACUGAUUUAUCGCAAGAACAUCAUAUGUAGAUGUUGUAGUUGUAUUCAUCUGAAUUUGAAGUGUUGAAAGAUUUGUUUUCUUCAAAUUGAAAUUGUUUUCUUCUCGUGAAGUGCAGCCUCUACUCUUCUACCUAUAAUAUCUGAAUUAGAUGACUUUUAUUCCACGAAAUCAAAGAUAAAGAAAAAGAUGAGGCUGAUGUUCUGGCGUGUUGGGAAACACAGAGCGGAGGCAACCUCCACUAGUGCACCUCCCGUGGUGGACGCGCCAGUAUCUGCUGAGACGAAAACAGAUGUACCGGAGAAUGAUGCAACAAACAAAUCCGACAAGCUGCCCGAUGUUGAAGAGGCUGGAGGUCGCGGGGUGCAGAUAAUUCCUGAUGCUGAAGCACCUGUCGAGGACAAAACAAAGACUGGCGCAGAAGAUGUUGGCGCAGCAGGUGAGGUGAAAAUGGACGCAAAACCAAAAAAGGCAGAGGAUUCUAAAGAAAACAAGAAGAAAAGUGGAGGUUUGUUUGCUUGUUGUUGUGGAGGAAAGACAUCUGCUGCUGCAGAGGAACCUGCGCAAGAAAAUGCUGCCAAAACAAAUGAUGCGGCGCCUCAAGAAGCUGAAGGUGAGGUAGCCCCUCCUGAUGCGAUUGAGACUGUCGUGAUUGAAGAGGAUGGCGCAACAGAGGCCUUAACCAACGUUACGGACCCGGGGAAAGGAGAUAGCAAGAACACGUUUACGGAACCUAUCCCAGUUUUGGUCGAGGCACCAGUUGAUGCGGGAACAAUCGAUAAAUUCGCUGAAAAAAUUGAGAGUUUGCUAGCUAGAUCACGAUGUCGUACGGGAUUCGAACAGCUUGCCGAUAACGCGACAGUAAAAGCAGAAGCCGAGGCCCUCGCUGCUCAGGAAGCCGAAGAACGCUAUAAACAGGGCUUAGUCGACAACGAAGAAGACAAGGCGACUGACUUGGAUCUUGAUGGUGAUGCAACGCAACAACCUCCGCUUGCCCGUCCAAAGAAAAGCUCGUCUGUUUCGAGUUCUUCGUCGUCGUGUUCUAGGGAUGAAGAUGGCAAGCGCGCUCGUGACUGGGGUCGGCGCUACGGCAGCAAAGCCGAGGCCGUCGCCGAUGCGAUUUUCCUGCUGCAUGACGACGACCUGAAGCGCAUUUUCAAAUCAGAGGAAGCACCGGAUGAGGAUGCGCUGAAAGCGUACAAGAAGCAUAUGCGCAAAACGGAUCAGACGGUGGAAGGUCGUGGAAGCCUGCGUAAGAAGGGCCCGCGAGGCAUGGCGCGCCGACACGUGAAUCCGUUCUGGGUCAAAGGUAUGCCAGUGAUUGCCGAAGCCCCGCCAGCAGCUACUAAAUCUUUGGACGCGUCAUCGAGCAGCAGCUCCAGUUCAUCCUCGUCGAGCUCAUCAUCGUCAGCAAAUAUAAAUAGGUCAAAGUCGUCUUCGACUAAAAUAGAUGGCGCUACUUCCCCUUCCACUUCAUCCAAGUCUCCGAAGUAUAGAAAUAAAGUUGGACCAAAUACAGAUACUGACGCAGCAGAUCCGCGGAAGGUGGACCUAAAUCUAGUUGGCUCGAACUAUGUGCUUCAAGCCGACAAGACGAACGAGGAUGGUGCCAACAAGAGUGAUAACAGUAGUAGCGGCUCGUCUUCCUCAGACGAGGAAAAUCAUGUGGCUGGUCCUGGUGGUAGUGACCUUGACCAGCAGGUUGACGGUAAGUAUGCGUUCCAUCAAGCGUACACGCAGUUUUUGAACGCGCGCGCUGCCAGCGUCGAACCUCAGCGAGAAGAGAAGCACGUAAUGAAGAUGCAAGCAUAUCCCAACGCUGGUGGCUCAGGAAACUCCUCUCCACCUUCUGUCGUAGGCAGAAAUUCCCGCACUCUGGGUAAAAAAUCAGGGUCUUCUUCUGCGUCCACAGCGUCGUCCAUGGCCUUCAAGGGAGACGCAAAAAAAAGGGGUGGAAGUGGGGCCAGCGUAGUCACGUCGACAACUGGUGCGUCGUCUUCGACGCGGUCGUCGGAUUCAUCAUCGAAGAAGAAACAAAAGUACGCUGAGGCAUCGCAUCGGACCGAAGCGCCUGCGCCUCGGGUUUCGUCCCGAGACGCAUUGAAAAGUGAUCAUGGCCUCCAAAAUCCAGCCUUGGUCAACAGUGGAAAUUUUUACUCUAGUGGUAAAAAGAAAUCGUCAAGAAGAUGGCGUGGCUCCUCGUCACUGAAAAAACCUAGAGGUGAAGGAGAGUUGAUGUCAUCAGCUGAUUACUUUUAUGAGAAUAAUUUGUCGCGUGCGUCAUCAAAUUCAAAAACAAGUGUAAAAUUAGUAGAGUUCAACACCAGUACUUCUAGCAGUAGCGAAAGCGAUGUGGAGCAAGCAGGGACGAGCGAGUAUGUUGAAGGGGCACGUCGAGGACAUGCACAUGGACAACAGGUAGAACAACGCCAUCUUCUAUCACGCUCUACUAGUACUAGCACUCGUCGCGAUACAACUCCUACGCGAGGAACUAGAACGACUUCUCGACGAUUUGUCUUGAAAAAUACGCAGCAAGGUGUCGAUGGAAGCCCAAGCCGAGGAGAAAAACCUAGCCAGAUGUCCCUAUCGUCCUCUUCCCUCAUGAAAAGAAAUUACACAUCAUCAAGCAUUCUCACACCCGUCCACACCCUGCCGCCCGGGCACAUUUUCCGGGAGUGGUCGAUGCUAUCAAACAUGCUCAUGCGAUCGUGCGUUCUUGCAAAUAAAGAAACUACAACAUCAGGAAACGACGCAUCAUCGAAGACCGAUGGAGGUGCUUCUUCAGCUACGCCGGCACCGAGCCGCAAGAAUAGCAGUAGAAAAUAUUCGAUAAAUAUACAGCAGCCUGCUUCAGAUUUUUCUUCCCUCAUCACUUUCUCGCCUGUCGAAGUAAAAUUACAGUUUCAGGCGUUGCCCCCACCGGAUUUGAAAUCAACAGCGAAUGCAGUAGAUCAGGAGCAUACCUUUUUUCUAUUUGGGCCUUCAGCGAUUCAGGAGAAGGACCAAGGGGUAGCACACCAGCUGGGAAUAGAAGCAGGGCAACAAGAACAGAAAAGACGCCCAUCCACAAGAUCAUCUCUGCUUUUCGGACGGCCUCGUGCCGAAGGAAGCUGCAAUUUCGACGAAGGAACGGAUGGCGGGCAGGAUUUAGAACUACGUUGUCUUCACACAUCUUCAAUGGUCGCACAUCAGCUGGCAAAUGAUCAUGGAGACGACAGCGAUGCGGCUUCGUCAAUACGAAAAAACAGCGUCCAACUCAUGUUCGAGGACGGUGACAGCGAAGUCGCGCUCAAUGCCUGGUGGGGACCAAGACUAGAGCUUAGCAAUCAAAGAACGCGAGUUUCGCGACUUGGGGAGGCCUUGCGUCGCCGCCUCACCGAUCAUUCCUAGAUACUUAGUCAUAAAUUAUUUGAUGCCGAGCCCGGUCCCGGGGCGGAUUCCAUUUACGUAAUUGUUGUAUUAAGCUUGACUAAAUAAAAUUAACGAGCAGGAGAUGCCGUUGCCGAUCCCAAUAAGAACGACGCUCUUGCUCGAUUUCUUCUUCAAGACUCGCGUGGGUGAAGUAUCCCUGGUUAGUGCAAGACAAAAGGAGCAAGUAGCGUAUCUUAAUCUUUUUGAAUUUUCCGUUCUUGCAACAAGAAGAACUAGAUGAAGGAUCUUGAUCAAAAAUAAUAUGGCCAUGCACGUAAAAAGCUUAGAAUUACUUUGUGCAAAACUCUUUUGUUCGAGAAAAAGCGCGCAGUUUACGAGUUAUUAGGUGUGGCUACGAAAGUGCUUUUCGAGCUCUUAAUAUUCAUCAUAAAGUCCCUUCGAAAUUUCUGCAGUGAAAUCAUGAAACUGCUUGUUGGUGGAAU
Molecule: messenger RNA, 4199 nt
Organism: Amoebophrya sp. A25
Lineage: Eukaryota; Dinophyceae; Syndiniales; Amoebophryaceae
Source: the annotation of a GenBank genome assembly